AUGACUGUUAAACUGACACCUAAGCCUCUAAAAGUAGCUAUAGUAGGAGGCGGCCCUGGCGGCCUGGGAACAGCGAUCGCACUCUCAAGGAUUCCCGAUGUCGAAGUUACAAUCUACGAGCAAGCCAGUGUUCUGCGCGAGGUUGGUGCAGGAAUCAGCAUUGGGCCGAAUUCUUGGAAGGUGCUGGAGCUGCUAGGCGUGGCGGAUGCUCUGAAUAGUGGUCAUCCAACAUGGACAACACUGAAUCUCAAUGGACGAUCGGGCGAAGAGCUGCAUCGGCGUGAAAAGCCGAAAACCGAGUCUGGAUAUGCACCCAUCCGAACACAAAGAACUAAGCUGCAGUCUGCGUUGCUCUCUUCUAUCCAGCCUGGAACGAUUCAGUUGUCGAAGAAGUUGGCGCAUGUAGUCGACCUAGGGGAUGCAGGUGUACAAUUACAUUUCAAAGACGGCACCUCUGCGAUUGCCGAUCUCGUGGUCGGUGCCGAUGGUAUCCGCUCGGUGGUUCGUGACGCCGCUUGGCUGGACUAUGAAAUCAAGUUCACUGGCACUACCAUCUGGCGCACGCUGCUGGCCUGGGACGACGUGAAAGACCUGGAUCCACGGUUCGAGACCACAGCUUGGUGGCAUACGCCAACUACACAUGUGUACUUCUCACCUGUAGGUGAAGGGCUGUGGGAAAUUGCUGCGAGAGCGUGGCAUGACCCAGCAACUCACAGUGCCAGCAAGGUCAGCUGGGGCGUGCCGGUUGACAAUGCGCAUGUGGAGUCACACUUCACAGAGUAUCUCCCCCAAAUUCGAGAGGCGCUGGCACGUGUGCCCCAGGGAGGCUGGCGUGAGUUUGCUGCUUUCGCCGGUCCUGAGCUGGACACUCUUGUGGCAUGGAACAACAAGGUUGUCCUUGUUGGCGACUCAUCACACGCCCUAUCUGGAGCUUUUGGGUCUGGCGCCGGCUUUGCCAUGGAAGAUGGCUGGAUCUUGGCUCAGUCGCUGGCGCAUUACAACAAUGAUCUUAGCAAGGCACUGCCACUCUUCGAUCGAAUUCGUUUGUCAUACUAUGCGCGUAUGUACGCACAUCUGGCAUCUGAAGCUACGCGACGGGCGAAGAACUUGCAAGUUAUCGGCAAUCCCUCGUUCGACGAACGAGUGGCUAACAAGAUUAUUUCCGACGGCGGUGCAGAUAUGUCUUGGAUUUACAACAACGACAUCGAAGCCACUUGGAAGCGUGCAAUCGAAAAAGUGGAAGCGCAGCCGUGA
This is a messenger RNA of Ascochyta rabiei, 1254 nucleotides long. Its product is annotated as Salicylate 1-monooxygenase. Gene Ontology annotation, molecular function: FAD binding. The record is from RefSeq and is a predicted model, not a curated record. Lineage: Eukaryota; Fungi; Ascomycota; Dothideomycetes; Pleosporales; Didymellaceae. The coding region runs from base 1 to 1254 and encodes 417 amino acids. Gene Ontology annotation, biological process: secondary metabolite biosynthetic process. The transcript has 4 exons.